Molecule: messenger RNA, 1404 nt
Organism: Medioppia subpectinata
Lineage: Eukaryota; Metazoa; Arthropoda; Arachnida; Sarcoptiformes; Oppiidae
Source: the annotation of a GenBank genome assembly
AUGGAUGGCACAUUUGAUAAUUUACUAAAUACCAAGAUGGUUAUGGGCCGGCCUAUGGACAGGUAUGGUAUGAUUAGACCACCGGUUGUCAGCAAAAUAGGCGAUCAAUUUGAGGAACACUGGUUUGAGCAGAGAGUCGACCACUUUAAUAAACACGACAAUAAGACUUUCAAACAGUUGUAUUACGUCGGAGAUAACUAUUAUAAAACUGGUGGACCAGUAUUUCUAUUGAUUAGCGGCGAAUGUGAGGCUGGUACAUUUUGGCUCACAAAUGCAACAUAUAUGGGGCAAAUGGCUAAAAAAUACGGGGCAUUGGCAGUGGUGUUAGAGCACCGGUACUAUGGAAGAUCUGUUCCCACACCAGACCUGUCCACUCAAAAUUUGAAACACUUGUCCAUUGAAUUAGCCCUUAAAGACACGGAACAGUUUGCACUGUAUUUGACCAAAAGGUUAUCACUUGAAGGCAGCAAAUGGGUUGUGUUCGGGGGCUCGUAUGCGGGCGCUCUCGCGGCCUGGUUUAGGGAGAAGUACCCCAACAUAGCUGUCGGUGCCAUAGCCUCGAGCGCACCCGUAGAGACUACGGUAAAUAAUAUGAACUUUUUAAAAGUCGUUAGCGAAUCGCUGGGGAAAGAGUGCUCCAAUAAUAUUAGGAAAGCAAACAUGGAUAUAGAAAACCUACUGAAAACACCGGAAGGUGUGAUAAAAUUACGCAAAACAUUGAAUUUAUGCGACACUUUUGACGGCAAGAAUAUCAACGAUAAUCGUUGGUUAGCACAAGAAAUGAUGAACAAUAUAGCGCUUACUGUUCAGUACAAUACAAAUAUAAGUCAUAUCAUUGAGACAAUGAACGACCCCUCAGGCGGUACACCACUGGAAAGGUAUGCGAAACUACAAACUUGGGAUUAUUUUAACCAAACCAACGCUUGUAAUGAUGUUAAAUAUGCCGAUUAUAUCGCAAAAGUAAAAAACAUUACAAUUAAUCCAAAGAUAGUCGAGAGACAGUGGUUGUAUCAGACGUGCACUGAAUUGGGCUACUUUGAGACAACAGACCUCCCGGACUGUGCUUUUGGUCAUAACAUUCCCGUCGAGUAUUAUAUCCAACAAUGUGUUGAUAUUUUUGGCCCACAAAUAACAGCCCAAACCGUACGGAAUGGCAUUCACCGGACGAAUGCCUAUUACGGGGGUCUAAAGCCAAACGUAACAAACGUGGUGUUCCCUAACGGGUCACUCGACCCCUGGCACGCACUCAGUGUCCUCACAGACAUCAACAACACUACCAAAGCUGUGAUGAUUGAGAACUACUCACACGGCGGCGAUAUGUAUGCCUCGAGUCCGUCGGAUACCCAGAGUUUAAAAAACGCCCACAAAUUGAUUGAACAACAAAUUGGAGAAUAUUUGAAAUAA